UUUUUCCUUGAGAUGCCAGUUCAGAGGUGGAACGAGAAGCCAACAAACGUCCUCAUUUUAGAGGUGAGGGGUGAUGGCGUCUGUUUCAGACCAGCUUCUGGACGCUCUGGAUGAUCUAGUCACAGAAAAACUGAAGAGGUUUAAACGGAACCUAAGGAACCAUUACGGCAUUUCAGCUGCUGCUCUGGAGAAGGCAGACGCUCCUGACACAGUGGAUCGGAUGAUGGAGCGUUUCAGGCCAGAAGAAGCUGUGAAGAUCACGGUGGACAUCCUGAGGAAGAUGAACCUAAACCCUCUGGCUGAAGAGUUAGAGAACAAACACAAGCAAGGAGAUACAGCUCCAGCUGAGAGCAGUAGAGAAGAUCCUGCCCCUGCUAGAGCCGAAUCAGAACCGAUAAAUGAAACACUCACCAACAUUGUUCUCAGGACCAGGAACCACUUCCUACAAUAUUCCCAUCAGCUCACUCUGGAUCUGAACACAGCACAUAAACGCCUCCGUCUGUCUGAGAGCAACAGAGUGAUUGCUUACGAUGGCAGAGAGCAGUCAUAUACUGAUCAUCCAGACAGAUUUGAUUAUUAUCGUCAGGUGUUGUGUAGAGAGAGUGUGUGUGGACGCUGUUACUGGGAGCUGGAGUGGAGUGGAGAUAAAGGUGUGUGUAUAUCAGUGUCAUAUAAGAGCAUCAGCAGGAAGGGAGGAGGUGAUGAGUGUGUGUUUGGAUAUAAUGAUCAGUCCUGGAGUUUGUUCUGCUCUCCCUCCAGUUACUCAUUCAUACACAAUAACAUAAAGACUGAUCUCGCUGUAGAGCACAUUAGCCGUACAAUAGGACCAUAUCAGUUUAUCAGUAGAACAGGAGUGUAUGUGGAUCACAGAGCAGGAACUCUGUCCUUCUACAGCGUCUCUGACACAGUGAGCCUCAUCCACACAGAACACACCACAUUCACUCAGCCGCUCUAUCCUGGGUUUUAUGUUGGUUUUGGAUCAUCAGUGAAACUGUGUUGAGGGAUCAGAAUAGCCUGAUGAGAGAUUCUACCCAUAAUGCUUUGAGGUGCAUGAUAAAUCAGUAACAGUGAGAUGUUAUAGAGUCUCUUUAUGACAUUUCAUGACAUUUCACUGAAAUAACAGUCAGAAUAAAUGUGUGUAAUAAAUCCUCAUAUAGACAGUAUGAUCUGUGUGUGUGUGUGUGUGUGUGUGUUUUAUUCUAGUGUCACAUUAAUCAUUUAUAUUAUUACCAUUUAAGAAAACUGAAAAAUGCUCUAUAAAUAAUACAGUAGUUUUCUGUAUAAAAAUGAGAAUUACAGCAUG
Onychostoma macrolepis is the source of this 1303-nucleotide messenger RNA. RefSeq names its product stonustoxin subunit beta-like. The transcript is spliced from 5 exons. Gene Ontology annotation, molecular function: protein binding. Bases 74 to 1000 code for a protein of 308 amino acids. NCBI's taxonomy places the organism in Eukaryota, Metazoa, Chordata, Actinopteri, Cypriniformes, Cyprinidae. The record is from RefSeq and is a predicted model, not a curated record.